AUGCCUGUACGGGUAAUGAUCCACCAACCUGCUGCCUCUUUUUAUGAGGCACAGACGGGAGAAUUUAUCUUGGAAGCGGAAGAACUACUGAAGCUGCGCGAAACCCUCACAAGGGUUUAUGCACAAAGGACAGGCAAACCCUUAUGGGUUGUAUCCGAAGACAUGGAAAGAGAUGCUUUUAUGUCAGCAAUAGAAGCCCAAGCUCAUGGAAUUGUUGAUCUUGUAGCGACUGAAUAA
Messenger RNA from Prunus armeniaca (apricot), 237 nucleotides. The record is from the annotation of a GenBank genome assembly. Lineage: Eukaryota; Viridiplantae; Streptophyta; Magnoliopsida; Rosales; Rosaceae.